Messenger RNA from Linum tenue, 1771 nucleotides. The record is from the annotation of a GenBank genome assembly. Lineage: Eukaryota; Viridiplantae; Streptophyta; Magnoliopsida; Malpighiales; Linaceae.
UUACUUCUGUUACGUCUGAAAUUGACAUUCCACGGCAAAGAGGGACAGAAUCACAGAAAGGAGUAAAGGACCUUCGAGAAACGAAUUGAGCACUCGCCGAUCAGUACCACCACCGUCGCCGUUGCCGCGACUACAAUUGGUACCGUCCAGACGCCGAGAGUGGCGGAGGACGAAGACCCCGACUGGAAGCACCAAUCUAUUGCCUCCCUGGGUCCCGGCAAAGCCAUCAUCCUUCGCAUAUCAGCUAUCACUCGCCUUCAUCACCAUCGUUGCAUCCGGCCGGCCGGCCGCGGCCGUUCCCUACUUGAGCUCCCUGUUUCUCUGAUCGGCUUGAUUCUUUGCUACUUCAGGGUAAACUGGAAGGGUCUAAUGGCUUCAUCUAAAGAGACCGAGACUGAGCUGGUUGCUUCAUCUUCGCCUAAGAAUGUAUACAAGGAUCCAGAUGAUGGUCGACAACGUUUCCUUCUCGAAUUGGAGUUUGUCCAGUGUCUUGCUAAUCCAACUUACAUACACUACUUAGCUCAGAACCGGUAUUUUGAAGAUGAGGCAUUCAUUGGAUACUUGAAAUACCUCCAGUAUUGGCAACGACCAGAGUACAUUAAGUUCAUAAUGUAUCCUCACUGUUUAUAUUUUCUAGAGCUUCUCCAAAAUGUGAACUUCCGCAAUGCAAUGGCACACCCGGGCAACAAGGAGUUGGCGCACAGACAGCAGUUCUACUAUUGGAAAAACUAUCGGAACAAUCGAUUGAGGCACAUUUUGCCCAGGCCCCUUCCUGAACCUGUGGCUGAGGCAACUCCUGCUGCUGCUCCCGCUCUACCACCUCCACCUGCAGUCCCCAUUGGCCUUCCUUCUUCAACUAUGGGUAUGCCACCAGCUGCUCCUACCUCCACACUUUCCCCCAUGCCAUAUGGCAUGAACCCCGGACGAAAUGAGAUGAGGAAUGUGGGUAUAGAUCGAAGAAAGAGAAAGUACACAACCCCCCAACGAUCCGCCAUUGCCGACUUGCUGUGGCUGGGAAUCGCCCGCCCGUCCAGUCUCGAGAACAUCUGGAGAAGAAAAUUUCCUGCUGACAGCGCUCGCAACUCCAACCCCUGCGAACCAUCAUCCCCUGGAGUGGACAGGAACAAUGGGAGGAUUGUGGCAACAGCGUCUACGGUCGAGCAUUCGAUCAAAAACACGCUCGAAUGCGGUCGAUCGUGCAAUGCCAAAGCAGCGACGGUUGUUGGCGAGGUUUUAGCUAUGCGGCUGAAGGUGGAAGGGCUCGAACAUGGGCUGGGAAGAGGGAUUCACACGAAUGUAAACAAAGAGAUCGAGAAGAAGGGUUUCAAGAAUCGUACCAAGGUUUGGGCAGUCAUUAAUGGUCUUAGGAACAAUGGUGUUAAGCUUAUUCUCGAUGACAAUGUUGAUGAAAGUUCAUCCCCACGAGAUUCCUGAUGGAAUGUGGGGAGUCAUCUCUGUGAUUUGUGUACUGUUUUCCUGGGAGGUCCUGUUCUGCUGUUUGUUUUAGUUGUUUGAUUGCAGGAUUCCUUCAGCAAAGCAAUGGUGCAAAAGGUUGAUGAUUUAACCCUUUUCUCCAGCCACAACUUUUGUCUCUUUAUGCUUUCCAAAGCUGUAAAUUAAAUGUUCUGUAACUUUUACUGACUCAUGAGAGAGCUGAAAUUAAAGAAAAGGAAAGUGAGCCAUUAUUGUACCAGAAAAAAAGCUGGGGUUCUUCUGCUGGUGCAGUGAUGGUGCUGCUGCACUGAAUGCCUAAUGCCACCUUUUUCUGGGU